Anopheles merus is the source of this 5650-nucleotide messenger RNA. Its product is annotated as heterogeneous nuclear ribonucleoprotein U-like protein 2. Bases 174 to 3533 code for a protein of 1119 amino acids. The record is from RefSeq and is a predicted model, not a curated record. The transcript has 10 exons. Lineage: Eukaryota; Metazoa; Arthropoda; Insecta; Diptera; Culicidae. Gene Ontology annotation, molecular function: protein binding.
GAAGAAAAAGCAGUCCAGUUCUAUACAUUUGCUCACUGUGCGUGGUUCGGAAGUUUUGCGAGCGACUUUUCUGCGCCAAGUUUUUUUUACACCCGUGCGAAAGUUUCGUUUUCCUCGUUUUCCGUGCUGAGUAUUCGAGUGUUCGCGUGUCGCGUGCCCCCAGCCGACCAGUGAUGGAUCUUGCCAAACUCAAGGUGGCCGACCUAAAGGCCGAGCUUGCGGCGAGAAAUUUGGACACCAAGGGAGUGAAAGCGGUGCUACUGGAGCGCCUGAAGGAAGCGAUCGAACGCGAAACCAACGCGGCUGCCACCAGCGUUGACCCGAACGGCCAACAACAGUAUCUGGCACAGCAGCAGCAGCAGCAUCAACAACAACAGUUGCUAAUGCAGCAACAGCAACUGCAGGCGCAGCAGCAACAGCACGCCCAGCAGCAACUUUUGGCUCAACAGCAACAACUACAGCAGCAGCAGCAGCAAAAUGUUGCAGUUGCCGAGCAGCAGCCACUGCCCCAAGAGCAAACGAUUGAGGACCUUUCUAUGUCAAGCAAGCGAGUUGACACACCGGUACGGCGGCGCAGCACUCGGCGUUCCAUGACACGAUCACCAUCGCCGCCCAACAGCUCGGCGGACAAUCCACACGCCUCGCUGAUGGGAAGUGCCCGCAAGCGGGGCCGAUCGCGCUCGAUGACAAAAUCGCCCUCCCCCCAGCGGCUGACCAGUGAGGCACCGUGUCUGGAAUCGGUACAGGAGGAGGAGCCCGAGCCGGUCAGUGCGGCACCAGAGCAGCGGUUAGCGAGCGCCGAACAGCCGGCCGCAUCAACCGAGCCCAAAAUGGAUGAAAGCAGCAGCACGGCACCGGUCGUUGAAGCCCCUCCAGCACCUUCAGCGCAGUCGGAACCGGCACCUGCGACGGCAACGGCACCAUCCGCCAUGGAGGUUGAAGAGAGUGAAACGGACGCUCCGUCGGCGGAACCGGCCAAGGAAGAAAAUGUAGCACCGGCCGCGGCCCCCGCGGAAACGACGGAUGGCUCUGCGGCAGAACAAGCUGCACCGUCCGAGACGAAGGAGGAUGAGAAGAAGACAACGACUGAAGAAUCUGCAAAGCCGGCCGAAUCCAGCGAAGCGGCCAAGCCUGCCGCCGCCAGCAGCGCUGGUGGCGAAACGGGCUCGAACAGCAAAUCUAAGGCGGGACCCACGAAAGCCGAAAAGAAGCAGUCUGGUCAGCAGCAGGCGCAGAACAAUGUGGUUGAGUUCGUGUCGGAGGAAGUAGAACCGCAGCUGUCCGCGGAGGCGGAGAAAACGUUCACGCUCAGCUGGUAUGAUUCGGAUCUAAAUCUGGCCCUCGACGAUAAGGAUCUGCUCUCGGCCAAGCCCCUAUCCGACGGCAUAUUUGGUCUGGUGUGGGCCGGCGUCCGUGCUGGCCGGGGCGUCACGGGCGGCAAAGUGUUGUACGAAGUAUUAGUGAUGGACGAGCUGCAGCCAGCCACCAAAUCGCCUCUGGUCCCGGACGGCGAAAAACCGACGGCCGAGAUGCGAAUAGGCUGGUCUACGGCGACGGAAGGCAAACGGCAACUCGGUGAGAUGGACCAUUCCUUCGGCUACUCCAGCUGUGGCAAGAAGGUGGUCGGGGGCAACUUCGAGGAGUACGGCAAGCCGUACGGGAAGGGCGAUGUGGUGGGCGUCUACCUGGACCUGGACGCGACGCCCUGCUGCAUGCAGUUUACGGUGAACCGCGUCCGACAGGGGAACGCGUUCGAGUUCGAAAAGGACAGUUUGGACGGCAAAGCACUAUUCCCGCACGUGUACGCCAAGAACCUGUCGUUCAAGGUGAACUUUGGCACGGUGGAGGACGGGCUCCCGCUGGUGGAAAAGAAAAAAGAACCAGCAGUCGAGCCGGCCACUGAAAAGAGCGACAGCGCGGAGGCGUCGUCGAACAAGGACACCACCACGGACGGUGAAAAAGCCUCAACGGAAGAGGCCAAGGUGGAAGGCGAUGAUGCUCCAAAAGAAGAAUCGGCACCGGACAAUAGUGCGAAGAAGGAAGCGGAGGAACAAGAUGAAGACAUCAAAAUGGAGGAAACGGUAAAGGAGGCUGAGUCAGCGGACGAACAGCCGGCGGAAAAGGUACCCUUCGACGAGGCGUACACAUUCCUGAACCGUUUCAUGGAAGAGAAUGGAGAUUGCGUUGUGGAAGGAUUGAAGGGCCCGUCGGCUAGGGAUAGCUGCGAGCUCGUAAUGAUGAUUGGACUGCCGGGAAGCGGCAAAACGACGUGGGUACAAAACUACCUGAAGGAAAACGCAGACACUUCGUUUACCUUGCUGAGUAUCGACAGUUUGCUGGAGAAUAUGAAGGUAUUGGGUAAGGUGCGUGAACCUUCCAACACACCGCAAUGGCAGAAGGUGGUGGAGCAGCUGUCGCGCAACAUGGCACGGUUGAUCGAGAUCGCUUGCAAGCGCAGAAGACACAUCCUCAUCGAUCAGACCAAUGUGUUUGCUUCGGAGCAAAAGCGACGCCUGAAAGGGUUCGGCGGCUUCAAGACGCGCCGUGCGAUCGCGGUGAUACCAAAUCUGGAGGAGUAUAAGCGACGGUAUGAGCAGAAGGUGGCCAAAUACGGCGCGGAAGUACCUGAAACGACUCUGAACACGAUGAAAGCAAACAUUUUUGUGCCCACGCUGGAACAAAAAUGGUACACGGAAAUUGUAUUCGCCGAGCUGCCGGAAACCGAGGCACAGGAGACGCUGAAAAAGAUGAACGAGGAGGGCCGCAAGCUGCUGCCGCCCCGGCGAAACCGCGCCAAUCAGGCGAACCGACAGAAGCACAACAACAAUAACAACAACAACAACAGCAACAGCAACGCGAACAGCAACUACACGUCGCGCUGGAACCACAACCGUCCGCAGGGCGGCGGUGGCCAGCAGUACGGCAAGAACCGGUACGGCAACAACUCGGGCGGCGGUGGCUACGGCAACCGCUACGGCAACAAAUCGAACGACAGUGUUGGUCAGUACGGCGGUGGGCACCAUCGUGGCGGGGCCGGCGAUUACCGAAGCGGCAAUGGGUACGGGCGCCGGGACGAUCAUCAUCGCGGUGGCAACUAUGGCAGCGGGGGAAAUCGGUACGACUCCUGGAACCGCAACAGUGGUGGCGGAGGAUAUUACAAUGAACGCGGCUACUCGAACCGUGGCUACAACCAGCAGCAGGAUCAUUCCACUAACCGAUACGAUGCACGUCGUCGCGAUCGUCGGGGAUAUAACAACAGUUCGAACUGGAAUGCGCAGGGCGGACAGCAGCAGUGGAAUAAUAGCUAUCAAAAAUCGGGCAACUCGGAUUCGUGGUACUUAUGGUGGCAGUCGAACCUGAACAAUCUGCUUGCGGCGAACGGUGGCAACGCGGACGGAUCGGCGGCCGCUUCCUCCUCCUCCUCCGCCGCCACCGCACACCAGUGGAACCAGUACGGUGGUGCCAGCGGGCAUCAGUCCUCGUCCUCGUACGGACAUUACAACACGAAGGGUUCCGGCGGCAGCAUGGGAUGAAGGCAGCGGCAGUAGACGACGCGCAGGGGACGGCACCGCAGCAGAGAAACGGUUUUCGAUUUGCACCCAUUGAACCUGACUGUAGUUUGUAAUGUGUAAAAUGAAUUAAGCGACUUAGUUGAAAUUUUAUGCUUAAAAUACACAACACCGAUCCACCCACCCUCCACCCAUCACCAUUCAUCGUCAUACACAAACAAUGCGUUUUCCACACACACACACAUGACAUUUAUUAGUGUUACGCGAGAGGAGAGCACGUUUAGGUUCGUUGAUGAUGCACUUCAGACAAAGAAGCAACAAAAAGCCCUUCAGAAAGUAAUACGGAGCGGGGAGAGACGAUAGUCGAUAUACGCACGUACACCCGAUAUCUAGCAGCAACGGUACAGUAACGGUUUUAUUAGUGACAAACAAGCAAGUGUGUGUAUGUGUGAGUGAGCUAAAUAUGUAAGUGCACGAAAGUUCGAUUUUAGGAAGAAAAAAAAAUCCCGGGCAAGCGCCACCGAGCGCUCUGUACCGCGAGAGUCAUGUACACGCCGCGUGGUGGAGAUGCUAAUUUAUGUGUAAUAUGUUUUUUUUUAAAUCUAUACAAUACCUAAGACAAAGCUCGAUCGAUCGAUGUUCAACAUUAGCAUGGAUUAAGCGUGAAAUGGAGGAUGGUUUUGCGUUUAGUAGCAGCAGCAGCAGCACAGGCAGUUAGAAGUAGUACUAUUCUUGGUAGGUACUAGGUUAUUAUUUUUUCUCGUUUUUUUUAUAUAAAAUAUUAUAUAUUCUUCAGUAAGAUUUUUUGUGUGUGGAUUUGUACAGUUAUGGCACCGCCCCAACCGUAUCGUUGUAACCUUUUGGCCGUCUGUUGCAUUAUUUGAGUUUUGUGCACUCUUAUCCUUAACACAUUUGGUACAAUGGUAAGUCUCGUUUAACUUAGCUUCUAGGUGUGCGCUACCUGAACCCAAACGGAAACAAAACCAUUCGCCAUUUGGGUAACUCUUUCAGUAACAGAAAAAAAAACAUUUAGUAGUACAAUAAUGUAACGAGACGAGAAAACAAGAAACUGUUAGGUGCGGUCGUUUUUAUCGUUUUUCUUUUCUUUUUUAUUCAUUUUUAUUUUUUAAUUCAUCGUUUUCUUAGCGUCUGAGUUAAGCGUGUUAAGGUGUAGGGAGAGAGAGAGAGAGAGAAAGAGAGAGGAGAGAGAGGGAGGAAGAGAGGAGAGAGAGAGAGAGAGAAGAGAGAGGGAGGGAGCGAGAAUGAGUGACAAAACCCCACAAAAUAAUGGCUUCAAUUAGGCCUUAUUUUCACUAAGAAAUGGUACUGAGACUGUGUGCUUGCAUGUGUGUGUGUGUGUGGUGAAGAUUUUUCUUUUAGUGAAGAGUAACGUAACCAAUAACAUCAUUUCGAUAAGAAGAAGAAGCAGAGGGCAGUAGAGGGAAGGGAUGAAGACGGAAAAGGAAAUAUAAAUGUAAUACAAGAAGCAACAACAGCAAAAACACAUAACCUCCCCCUUUUCUCUCCCUCUCCCUCUCUGUUGUUUUUCUGAAAGGGGAGAGCGUCUAUAUAUAAAUAUGUAAGGAUUAACUAAAAUGCAAGCAAAACAAAACUCAAAAGCAUUGUAAAACGAGUAAACAAACAGAAGAGCACACUACACAUACUUUGGCGUGGGUUUAAUUCCUCCCCUCCUGCCCCCCAUUAAAUUUAAACAAAAACAAAACAUUAUUCUUAUAACAAAUACAAUUGUGUAUCCUAAAUGAUUGCAAAUUCUCACCUCCCCCUGCCCCCCCCCCCUCCUUCCUUCACACGUGUAUAAGCAAACAAAUACAAAACAAGAAAAAGAGUUCGUAAAUUAGUAUUAGAUUGAUUGCAAGUUGGACAAAAAGCAAAAGCAAAAAACUGGGUAGCAUUUCCGUGAAGGAUGAACAACAUUUGGAGAUGCUGUUUUUUUCGUAUUGCCAUUGCUGCAACAAGAAAGCAGUACCAGCGAGAGUGCAUACAAAAUCAGCUAUAAAGAAAUACUAACAAAUCCAACUCUCUCUCUCUCUCUCUCUCUCUCUUUCUCACACACACUCUGUCGCUAUCCACUUGUCUAUACUUAAGGUACAAAUAAAUGGAAUCAGUCCAUACCUAGAGAA